Podospora bellae-mahoneyi is the source of this 1941-nucleotide messenger RNA. RefSeq names its product phosphatidylinositol-binding protein scs2 (gene SCS2). The coding region runs from base 502 to 1344 and encodes 280 amino acids. Gene Ontology annotation, molecular function: FFAT motif binding. The transcript is spliced from 8 exons. Gene Ontology annotation, cellular component: plasma membrane; endoplasmic reticulum membrane. Gene Ontology annotation, biological process: endoplasmic reticulum membrane organization. NCBI's taxonomy places the organism in Eukaryota, Fungi, Ascomycota, Sordariomycetes, Sordariales, Podosporaceae. The record is from RefSeq and is a predicted model, not a curated record.
UUUUACUUUUACUCUACUGCAUGUCGACUUGAUGUCCUGAACUCUGGCAGUGGUUGAAUUAGUAAUUUUGGCCCCAGUGUUCUCAGCACGGGCCCACGAACCUGGAUCGCCCUAAGCUCGAAUCAGAAGGGGUCGAAACCUGGCCAAGAAGCAACUUUGCCGUCACUGUGCUGUGCUGCGCUCUGCUCGGAAUGUCGUAAGACACCUCAUAUCGCAAGCUCUAACCAACAGGCCUUCUCAUCGCAACAACUCUCCGCCGCUCUCCCAUCUCUUCCACCGUCCGCCUUCUCUGGUAGAUUCUUCGCGCCCGAAUCCUGACGAAAACCUUGUCGUCACACGAUAUCACCACACCGAGCGUUCCCUUUGGUGCACGAACAUUGAAAACCCCCAAAUUCGCUGCGCGAUUCCGUCACCUCGGCUCCACCAAAACGGUCGCAGCAAACAUCCACAAACAUCUAAACGUUCUUUUGAGCACCCCCGAGACCUUGCUAUACCGUCAUUAUGUCCGUCGAGAUUGAACCCUUUGAGCUCGGCUUCCGCAGGCCAUUUACUAUCGAGGUCGCGCAGAUCCUCAAGAUCAAGAACACCAAUAAAGAGCCAAUUGCUUUCAAGGUUAAAACGACAGCCCCUAAGCAGUACUGUGUUCGACCAAACUCUGGUCGUGUUGAGCCCGGCCAUGAAGUCGAAGUUUCAGUCCUCCUGCAGGCCAUGAAGCAGGAGCCUCCUGCCGACGCCAAGUGCCGUGACAAGUUCCUCGUCCAGUCCGUUACCAUCACCGGCGACAAGGACUUCACCAACGUUCAGCAGAUUUGGGACGGUGUGCCAAAGUCGGCAAUCCAAGAGAGAAAGAUCCGAGUCUCUUGGCUCGCCGCCAACGACGACGGAAAUGCGGAACCUGCGGUGUCGACUCCUCCCCGUCGCUCACUUGCUAAUGGCCAUGAGGAUACCCCCAGUGCCGCCCCUCCAGCCUACUCUUCCCCGCACGAUGAAUCCACCAUUCUCGAUAACACCUCUCCAGGCCAACCCGAGCAGGAGUCCAGGGAGGAGACUGGGUCAACUGUCGCCGAAUCCGCCGUGGCCGCCGUCAAGACCACAGCCGUCGAGACCUACGAAGAGAUCAAGGCGAAGCUCGCUCAGGCGGAGGCUACGAUUGCCCAGCUAAAGAACGACGCAGCAAGUGGACUCAGACAAAGGAAGGCAGCCGUAACCUCCGAGGCAGACAACAGUAAGCCUUCCCAGCCCGAGCUCGCCCAGGCGACGAGACAAGGUACCGAGGGUGUGUCCGUUAAGGUCGUUGCCAUCCUGUGCUUUGUUAGUUUCAUGUUGGCGUACUUCUUCUUUUAGAGGGGUAUACAGCCGGUCUGGAAAGCGUGGGCCAAAAGGUGACGGUGUUGUUGGUUUUCUUGCUACAUUGAGGCGCGGCGUUGGAUCACAAAUAAUCACCACCUAUCUUCACAACCCCCCAUACCCAUCAUUAGUUCCCCCAUAUCCCAUACCCUCAUACCCCCACACGGAGCUCUCUUUUGUUGUUUUACUGUUUUGUUAUUUAUGGGUAGACGUAUGGUAUACGUUGUUAUGUCUAUGUCUCUCGGUCUCUCUCUCUCUCUCUCUGUGUCUAGUGUCGUUUGUUUGUCUCUGACUGGACGACAAGUUCAUGGUAAAAUACCGCUGACUUUCUGAUGGUUGUUUUUCUCGUAGCGGCAUGAUGGGAGCGAGGAUAGUAUUAUUGCAAUUAGCUAGCAAGGAUGUUGUUGCCUGGGAAUGUGAAAUUAAUCGGUUACACCUGUUUGCUUUGAUAUUGGUGUGUGUAUCAUAACGUGUUCGGGGAUUACGUUCGGGGGCUGGGAAGGGCUUUGUGCGCAGAUUGACAGCUACUGUUAUUAUUACCUUUGCUACGCUAGCAGUACGUCAACAUGUGUAUCGAUCGAGAGUGAAUGCAAA